Molecule: messenger RNA, 2318 nt
Organism: Lipotes vexillifer (Yangtze River dolphin)
Lineage: Eukaryota; Metazoa; Chordata; Mammalia; Artiodactyla; Lipotidae
Gene: DPY19L4
Product: dpy-19 like 4
Exons: 19
Coding region: 15-2186 (723 amino acids)
Cellular component (GO): nuclear inner membrane
Molecular function (GO): mannosyltransferase activity
Source: RefSeq, a predicted model, not a curated record
CGUCCGCGGGGACGAUGGCGGAGGAAGAAGGACCAACUAUAGAACUGCGCCAAAGAAAAAAGCCAAAGUCUUCAGAAAAUAAAGAAUCUGCCAAAGAAGAGAAAAUCAACAAUACUGCAAUUCCUGAAAGAGUUCCAAAACAUAUAUUAUUUCAGUGCUUUGCAAAGAUAUUCAUUGGCUGUCUUGCAGCAGUUACUAGCGGUAUGAUGUAUGCUCUCUAUUUAUCAGCAUACCAUGAACGGAAAUUCUGGUUUUCCAACAGGCAGGAGCUUGAACGGGAAAUCACAUUUCAGGGUGAUAGUGCCAUUUAUUAUUCUUAUUAUAAGGAUAUGUUAAAGGCACCUUCAUUUGAAAGAGGUGUAUACGAACUGACACACAAUAACAAAACUGUAUCUCUGAAGACUAUAAAUGCAGUGCAGCAAAUGUCUCUAUAUCCAGAACUUAUUGCCAGCGUUUUAUAUCAAGCAACUGGUAGCAAUGAGAUUAUUGAGCCAGUAUAUUUCUAUAUUGGCAUUGUUUUUGGAUUGCAAGGAAUAUAUGUCACUGCUUUAUUUGUUACAAGUUGGCUUAUGAGUGGAACUUGGCUAGAAGGAAUGCUAACUGUUGCAUGGUUCAUUAUUAACAGGGUAGAUACGACAAGAAUUGAAUACUCCAUUCCUUUAAGAGAAAACUGGGCACUACCAUAUUUUGCAUGCCAAGUUGCUGCACUUACAGGCUAUUUAAAAAGCAACUUAAAUUCUUAUGGAGAGAGGUUUUGCUACUUGUUGAUGAGUGCUUCAACUUACACAUUUAUGAUGAUGUGGGAGUACAGCCACUAUCUCUUGUUUCUUCAAGCAAUAUCUCUCUUCUUGCUAGAUAGUUUUUCACUGGAGCAGAGUGAAAAGGUUCAUGAAGUUUAUAAAAUCUAUAUAUUUUCUCUCUUUCUGGGAUAUUUACUGCAGUUUGAGAAUUCAGCUUUAUUGGUAUCUCCUUUAUUAAGUUUUGUAAUAGCCUUAAUGCUUGCUAAGUGCCUUCAGCUGAAUGUGAAGAAAGGAACUUUCGUGGCUAAAAUAAUGAAAGUGAUUAAUUUUUACUUGGUGUGUACUCUGACAGUGACAUUGAAUAUUAUAAUGAAAAUGUUUGUCCCACACAAAGAAAAUGGACAUAUGCUGAAAUUCCUUGAAGUAAAAUUUGGACUAAAUAUGACUAAGAAUUUUACAAUGAAUUGGCUCCUAUGUCAAGAAUCCCUUCAGGCACCAUCUCAAGAAUUUUUUUUGCGAUUGACACAGUCUUCUUUAUUACCUUUCUAUAUUUUAGUGUUAAUUACUUGUUUUCUUUCUGUGAUUCAGGUUGUUUUUAGGAGAAUUAAUGGUAAGUCCCUGAAAGAAACUAUUACGCUUGAAGAUGGACAAAUUGGAGAAAGGCCAGAAAUAAUUUAUCACGUGAUUCACACUAUUUUAUUGGGCUCUCUUGCAAUGAUUAUAGAAGGCUUGAAAUACCUCUGGACUCCUUAUGUGUGCAUGUUAGCAGCAUUUGGUGUAUGUUCUCCUGAACUUUGGAUGACACUUUUCAAGUGGCUUCGAUUACGAACUGUACACCCAGUAUUGUUGGCUCUCAUUCUGAGCAUGGCUGUCCCUACCAUAAUAGGUGUCAGCUUAUGGAAAGAGUUUUUUCCAAGAUUAAUGACAGAAUUAAUGGAACUACAAGAAUUUUAUGACCCAGAUACGGUGGAACUUAUGACCUGGAUAAAAAGGCAAGCUCCAGUCGCAGCUGUUUUUGCAGGAAGUCCACAGUUAAUGGGUGUGAUUAAAUUAUGCACUGGAUGGAUGGUGACAAGCUUGCCUCUUUACAAUGAUGAUGAUCUUCUCAAGAGAAAUGAAAAUAUCUAUCAAAUCUAUUCAAAGCGAUCUGCUGAGGAUAUUUAUAAAAUACUGACAUCCUACAAGGCUAAUUACCUAAUUGUAGAAGAUGCUAUCUGCAAUGAGGUGGGAACCGUGAGAGGCUGUAGGGUUAAAGAUUUAUUAGACAUCGCAAAUGGCCACGUGGUUUGUGAAGAAGGUGACAAGAUAACCUAUUCAAAACAUGGGAGAUUUUGUCAUGAGGUCAAAAUUAACUAUUCUCCUUAUGUGAAUUAUUUCACUAGAGUAUACUGGAACAGAUCCUACUUUGUGUAUAAAAUCAACACUGUGAUAUCCUUUCAGUCUUGAAAAACAGCAGAGCCUUCAUUUCAAAGACUUAUACCACCUGAAGUAAAAUGCAAUUUUCUUCUACCUACGUGGUAUCUUUUGGAAAUCAGAGUAUGGACUUUUGAAAUGUUGCUGCUGCUUUUCCCCUCCUGC